CAGCCGCGAUACACCCGGGACAACAAACCAGGCCGAAACACACAAACAGGGCCGUCGCCAACCCGCCGCCGAACCAACGCACCGGGAAGAGAGUGAACACGACGCGCCCGUCGCGCUGAGCCGCGUAAACCGCCCUGCGACGGGGGCCGCCCGACGAUUCGCGAGCACUAACGCGUUGCUUCCAGCGAGCUCUGUUUUCUUUCGCGAUUAGAGUUACCGCCGCCGAUGCCGUCGUCGUCACCCCCGCGGCCGGCAAUGUCGACAGCGGCGGCGAUGCGCCGCCACCCGCACCCCGCUCCUACGCCCUCCGCGCCCGCCUACCUCGCCGCGAUGCUCGCGCUCCUCGCCCUCGCCGCGAUCGCCUUCUCCCGCGUCGCCUUCCCCGGCUUCCCGCACCCGCCCGACACCCGCCGCUGCCGCCCUGACGCCGAGGGGUCUUGGUCCGCCGGCGUAUUCCUCGGGGAUUCCCCCUUCUCGCUCAAGCCCAUCGAAUACUGGGGGAUCAACAGCGACGCGGGAGCGGCGUGGCCGGUGGCAAACCCCGCGGUGACGUGUGCCGACGUGGCGAAGGCCGGAUUCCCCGUCAGCUUCGUCGCCAACCCCUUCCUCUUCAUCCAGGGGGAUGCCAUUUAUAUGUUUUUCGAGACCAAGAAUCCUGUUACAUCGCAAGGCGACAUUGCUGCUGCCGUGAGCAAGGAUGCCGGUGCAACAUGGCAGCAGCUGGGUGUAGUGUUGGAUGAGGAGUGGCACCUUUCUUAUCCGUAUAUGUUUAGCUACGAAAACAAGAUCUACAUGAUGCCUGAAAGCGGCAAGAAUGGAAACCUUCGGUUGUAUCGAGCUGUAAAUUUCCCCCUUAAGUGGAAAUUGGAAAAAGUCCUUCUGGAGAAGCCACUUGUUGACUCCGUCAUUGUAAAUUUCCAGGGUUCCUAUUGGCUCAUUGGAUCAGAUUUUAGUUCUUAUGGUGCAAAGAAGACAGGAAAAGUCUGUAUUUGGUACAGCAGCUUUCCUCUUGGUCCUUGGAGUCCGCACAAGCAAAAUUCAAUUCAUAACACGUACAACAGGUCGAGUGCUAGAAAUGGAGGUAGGCCAUUCAUUUACAAUGGUAAUCUUUAUCGCGUAGGCAAAGACCGUGGUUUUGGAUCUGGCCACAGUAUCAAAGUGUUCAAAGUUGAAGUCCUAACAGCAAAUGAAUACAAGGAAUUUGAGGUCCCGUUUGUCCUCGAAAAGCCUUUGAAGGGCCAAAAUGCAUGGAAUGGUGCACGGUCCCAUCACCUUGAUGUCCAACAGCUUCCAAUAGGUAAACUUUGGAUUGGGGUAAUGGAUGGUGACAGAGUGCCCUCGGGUGACUCAGUUCAUCGUCUGAUCUUAGGCUACAUGUUUUAUGGCGUUACUUCCAUUUUGGUUCUCCUGCUUGGUGGGCUUAUUGGUUCAAUCAAGUGCAUCUUACCACUCAGAUGGUAUCUACCACAUACUGAGAAACGGAGUGACUCCUUCAAUGUACACCAGCAGUUCUUUCUAUACCAUAAGCUUAGUUCGCUGAUCUCCAACGUUAACAAGUUGGGAUCUCUUAUUGGUUCAAGAAUUUAUUACAGAUCUUGGAAAGGCCAACUUUACAUAGGUGGGAUAACAUUGAUUUUAGUGGUCCUAACUUGCUUUGGGACUCACUACAUCUUUGGUGGCAAUGGUGCAGAAGAGCCAUAUCCUGUUAAGGGAAGAUACUCACAGUUCACAUUGUUGACCAUGACCUAUGAUGCUCGACUUUGGAAUCUGAAGAUGUUUGUGGAGCAUUACUCCAAAUGUGCAUCAGUGAGGGAGAUUGUUGUUGUCUGGAACAAAGGUCGACCCCCAGUGCAAGGUGAAUUGAAGUCGAUGGUGCCUGUGAGGGUCAGAGUUGAAAAUAAGAACACUCUGAACAACAGAUUCAACAUAGACAGAGAAAUUAAGACAAGAGCUGUUAUGGAGCUCGAUGAUGAUAUCAUGAUGACAUGUGAUGACUUAGAGCGUGGAUUCAAGGUAUGGAGGGAGCACCCUGAUAGAAUUGUUGGGUACUAUCCACGCCUUGCUGAGGGCAGGCCGCUAGAAUACCGCAAUGAGAGGCAUGCUCGGAAAAAAGGAGGUUAUAACAUCAUACUAACGGGAGCAGCAUUUAUGGAUCAUCGGCUGGCCUUCAAGAGGUAUUGGAGCAAAGAGGCUCAGACAGGAAGGCAGAUUGUCGAUAGUUUCUUCAAUUGUGAGGAUGUUCUCCUAAAUUUCUUGUUUGCAAAUGCAAGCUCGACGAGCACGGUAGAAUAUGUGAAGCCGGCUUGGGCAAUUGAUAUGUCUAAGUUCUCAGGAGUAGCCAUUAGUCGAAACACACAAGCACAUUAUCAUGUUAGGAGCAAAUGCCUUGCUAUAUUUUCAGAAAUCUAUGGGAAUUUGACUACCAAGAGGUUCUUUAACAGCCGAGGUGAUGGCUGGGAUGUGUUGUGACACAGAUAACUGGGUAGCUUUUUCUUGAUACUUAAAACGCCUGCUUAGCAAAGUUUAUAAGGUAGUCAAGCCGGGGGAGGACCAGUACAGGGUGAUCCAUGUAACUGUUAACUGUCAUCAGUUUGUAUAAUUUUGGCACAUCUCCUUUCUGUAAGUUUUGCAAAGAUUCUCUUUGUGUGUCCUUA
Molecule: messenger RNA, 2654 nt
Organism: Phragmites australis (common reed)
Lineage: Eukaryota; Viridiplantae; Streptophyta; Magnoliopsida; Poales; Poaceae
Product: glucosamine inositolphosphorylceramide transferase 1-like
Exons: 4
Coding region: 226-2469 (747 amino acids)
Cellular component (GO): membrane
Molecular function (GO): glycosyltransferase activity
Source: RefSeq, a predicted model, not a curated record